Messenger RNA from Chenopodium quinoa (quinoa), 5681 nucleotides. RefSeq lists its product as uncharacterized. The record is from RefSeq and is a predicted model, not a curated record. Bases 941 to 5080 code for a protein of 1379 amino acids. The transcript is spliced from 9 exons. NCBI's taxonomy places the organism in Eukaryota, Viridiplantae, Streptophyta, Magnoliopsida, Caryophyllales, Amaranthaceae.
GAAGAGAAUAAGCUCAUGCUUAGACUAUUAUAAAUUUAUAAUGUUGGGCUACAUAGCUUACUAGUUACUACAACACAUCUAAGCUUGAAAGUUAGGGCAAAAAAAUCCAAUUCACCAAUUGUGAACAAGAUGUUGUUAGCCCAAUUUGACAAACCAAAUCAAAUCAAAUUCCCAAAAAACCAAAACCCCCCAUUUUUUUUCUUUCUUUCUUCUCCUUCCUUUCUCUUCCUCCUCUCCUUCUCUCUCCUCCCCAAACACCACCAGAUUCUCUCUAUCUUUCUUCACCCUUUUUUUUUCUUUAUUUGUUUACAAAUUUCCUAACUCAAAAAAUACCCACAAUCUAAUUCUCUUCUCUUUCCCAUUUUGUUGGGGUAUUUCCUUUUUUCUUGCGAUCCAUAGCCUCUGCUUUUGAUGGUGCUUAUUGUUGUAGCAUUAAACUUUUGUAGAAAUUUAUUAACAAGCAUUAAAUCCCACUUGGGGUUUUCCUUUUUCUAUCAAUUUUAGCAUUAAAUUACUCAUUUUUCGACAUUUCAAGCGUCAUAUUAUUGCACCCACUUUGGAAAAGUUCCUCCAUUUUUUAAGCUAGGGUUUUCUCUGCCAAAGUUGGGUAACCCAAUUUGCCCUUAAUCUAUUCAAUUGAGCUCUGUUUAUUGGGGAUUUUUUGGUUACAAUUUGUUUUUUUAUUGGGGUUGUUGUUGUAGCAUCAAAUUUGUAGUUUAUAUAGUGAAGUUGUAGUUUGUAACAACAUAUUUUUGCUGCCUCUUAUUAUUUGGGGUUCAAUUUUGGGAUAGUUUGCAAAUUUGGGAAUAUAUUUUGAAUAAUUUCUGGGUGUAUCUAUUGUGCUAUAUUCUUAAUCUGGGUUGUUAGUGUUACUGGUGGGUGGAGUGUUGUUUUUACUUAGGAGUAGAGUUUGGAGUAAAGGAAAUUAGCCUUUGCCUGCAUGGGCGGGCAUGAGGGAUGGCCACAGCCGAGUGGGCUACAUCCGAAUGGGCUGUUGCCCAAUGAAACCGCCUCGGCUAUUCGUGUUCUUGAUUCAGAACGGUGGUUGAAAGCCGAGGAGAGAAUCGAAGAGCUUAUAGCUCGCAUUCAGCCCAACCAGCCAUCUGAACAAAGGCGAAAUGCUGUUGCAGAUUAUGUGCAGCGGUUGAUCAUGAAAUGCUUCCCUUGUCAGGUUUUCACUUUUGGGUCUGUUCCUUUGAAGACAUAUUUGCCGGAUGGGGACAUUGAUUUAACAGCAUUUAGUAAAAAUCAGACUCUUAAGAAUAAUUGGGCUACUCAAGUGCGUGAUAUACUAGAAAGUGAAGAGAAGAAUGAAAAUGCUGAAUUUCAUGUGAAAGAGGUUCAGUAUAUUCAGGCAGAAGUCAAAAUUAUAAAGUGUCUAGUGGAAAAUAUUGUUGUGGACAUAUCAUUUAAUCAGUUGGGUGGGCUAUGCACCCUAUGUUUCCUUGAAGAGGUUGACCAUUUGAUUAAUCAGAAUCACCUGUUUAAGCGUAGUAUUAUAUUGAUCAAAGCUUGGUGCUACUACGAGAGUCGUAUAUUGGGUGCUCAUCAUGGGCUUAUAUCUACUUAUGCCUUGGAGACCUUGGUUCUUUACAUAUUUCAUGUUUUCAAUAAUACUUUCACAGGACCUUUAGAGGUUCUGUACCGUUUUUUGGAAUUCUUUAGUAAUUUUGAUUGGGAUAAUUUUUGUGUCAGCUUAUGGGGUCCUGUACCCAUUAGUUCACUUCCUGAUGUAACUGCGGAGCCUCCUCGCAAAGAUAGUGGAGACUUGCUGCUUAGUAAAUUGUUUCUUGAUGCAUGUAGCUCUGUAUAUGCUGUCUUCCCGGAAGGCCUAGAAAAUCAGGGACAACCCUUUAUUUCGAAGCAUUUUAAUGUCAUUGAUCCUUUGCGUGUGAACAAUAACCUUGGAAGAAGUGUUAGUAAAGGAAACUUUUACAGAAUUCGCAGUGCGUUUACGUUUGGGGCAAAGAGGCUAGCUAGGCUACUAGACUGUUCUGAUGAGAACAUUGUUAUUGAGUUGAACCAGUUCUUUAUGAACACAUGGGAGAGACAUGGUAGUGGUGUACGUCCUGAUGUCCCUAGUAGUGACUUGUGGCCCUCACUGGCAAAUCCAGAUGAUCGAUCGAACAAUCAAGAUAUUGCUUCAAGUAGCAAGAAUGCUAGUGAUAAUGUAUCAAUUCAAGAAACUCAGAUUAGGGUGCCUCAGAGUAAUCGGCCUCUAACCUCUCAACGUGCUAGUUAUCCUUUGGAAAGCAUUUCAAAAAACAAUGAAGUUCCUGCAGCUUCUUGCACACAGGAUCAAAAGAGCAUUGGGAAUCCGAACAGCUCAGAGAUUAUGGAGCAGGUUGGAAAAGGCAAUGCUCAGAGUUUGCGAGCUGAUAGAAAUAAAAAGAGCUUGAAACCUGAUCACAUGCUGAAUGAAAUACAGGGGAAGUAUCUUUUUGCCAGAACACGGUCAAGUCCAGAGCUCACUAAUGCAUAUUAUGACGCUUCUUCAAGAGGAAGGCGUGGUAAACCUACUGACAGUGGGAGAAGUCAGGUUGCUUCUUCAAAGAUGGAUAGCAACCGAAGGAAAAACAUAGCAUCUGAAACUCUGUCAACUCAAAGCACAUUAUCCUCAUCAGAUGAUCUCUUAUCUGGUAGGUACAAUUCUCAUCAUGCUGUAGAUGUUGCUGCUGAUUCCAUGAGUGUUUCAAAUAGCCAUGUUGGUGAUUCUGGAACUGGCAUUGUUAGUGAGGAUCAUACAUCUGUAACAGGAGCACAAGGAAUGCAUCAAGAGGAGCAAGAUCUUGUAAAUAUGAUGGCAUCCUCCUCUUUACAUAAUUUUGGUGGACAGGUACCUAUGCCACUGAAUUUGGCAUCCUCUCAUUUACCUCUACCAAUACCCCAAUCAGUGCUUGCUUCUAUGGGAUAUAAUCAGAGAGGAAUGGCUGGCAUGGUCCCUGCUAAUAUUCCUGUGAUUGAUCCUCACUGGGCUGCAAACCUACACUUUCAGCAGGGCUUUUCAUCUCCAUUGACUCCAUAUUUUCCUGGAGUUGGGUUUCCUGCAAAAUCUGAGGCUUUGAUAGAACAAGGUGAUGAGAAUUUUAGUUCUGUGGAAAUUGCACAACAGGGUGCUGAUACUGAUCAUUGGCAUGAGCGAGAUGUGACUACGAUUGGUGGUCAAGAUGAUGUAAGUUUGGAGAUGCACCAUGUAGAUGACAGGCAGCCUUCGACUUCUGGUAAUUCCAGCUUUGGUCCCUCAUCUCGCAUGGCUAAUUCUGGGAGUUUUUUUAAAGCUCAGACGAAAGUUGCCAAGGAGCUUCGAACAUCAAUGAGAGAUGAUUAUGUGGAAAAUUUGCAGCGCCAAGAUAAUCGAGAAAAUGAGGUGUACUCAGAUGAUAGAGUUACUAGUGCUAGGUUUUCUUCUGCUUCUCAGGCUGGUUCUGUGAGAAGUAAGACAUCAUCUGAGAGUUCAUGGGAUGGGUCAUCUACAAGAGUAUCGAAGGUGGCCAGGGAAAAGCAGGGAAGGAAAACAGCUGUUUCAUCUUCAGUACCUCCCAUUAUUCAUAGUAAAGACAAAAACAUCUACAAUCAUUCCUCUGCUGAUUUAGAUGAUGAGAAUAGAGAUUGGAAUAGUAUGUCCACAAAAGGGGUAGAAAUUAAUGAAAGAAGUAUAGUUUCUCAACAUGCAUCUACUUUGCAUGUCCCAAGGCAUCACUUGCCUGGCUAUGAAGUGGCACAGACUAGUGGGUCUGAUUCAGUCAUGCCUAUUGCUCCUAUGGUUUUAGGUCCCGCCUCACGGCAAAUCAAAUUCUAUCCCACUGGACCACCUGUGCCUUUCUUUACAAUGCUUCAUUUUCCUCCUGAGGCUGGAACUUCUGAUCGAGCAAGUAGUUCUCCACAUGGAGAGGUGGGUUCUGAUGAUAUUGAUUCUGUGAAAAGCAUAGGUUUUUCUGCGGGGCAUGAUGCUCCUGAUGUUUAUAGUACUUAUAAUUCCAUUAAAAGAGCAAUUACCACAGAGUCAUCUGAAGAACCAAAGCCUGAUAUUCUCAACAGUGACUUUGCUAGCCAUUGGCAAAAUCUGCAGUUUGGACGGUUUUGCCAGAGCCCUCGAUUUCCUCCACCAGCUGUUUGCCCAUCUCCUGUUGCUGCCCCUCCUAUGUACUUACAGGGUUGCUUUCCUUGGGAUGGUCCUGGAAGACCACUUCCAGCAAAUGCUAACCUUUUGUCUCAGCUUAUGAGUUACGGCCCACGCUUUGUUCCUGUUCCCCCUGUUCAGCCUGUGUCCAGUAGACCUCCUGUUGUCUACCAACACUAUGCUGAUGAACUACCAAGAUACCGCAGUGGAACAGGAACCUAUCUACCAAAUCCUAAGGCUUCUGUGAGAGAUCGACAUUCUUCUGGAGCGAGAAGGAACAGUUACAACUAUGAUAGAAGUGAUCAUAGUGACAGAGAAGGUAACUGGAAUGCCGCAAAAGCAAGAGCUGCUGGUCGUAGUCACAACCGUAGCCAAGCCGAGAAGUCAAGGGUUGAUCGAUUGCCAGCCAAUGAGAGUCGGGCUGACAGGCCUUGGUCUACUUACAGGCAUGACCAUAUACCUUCGUAUCAGGCUCAAAAUGGUCCUUCACUGCCUAGCUCCUCUCAGAGCAGCUCAGUGAAUGUGGCUUAUGGGAUGUACCAGAUGCCAGGUAUGAACCCAAGUGGAGUAACAUCAUAUGGAUCCUCGAUACCAUCUGUUGUCAUGUUGUAUCCAUAUGAUAACAAUUCUGGCUAUGUAUCUCCCGGAGAGCAACUUGAGUUUGGUUCUCUAGGCCCCAUGAGUGUUGUUGGCACGAAUGAUGCAACACAACCCAUUGAUGGAACUCGGUUUAGGAGAGCGUUUGAGGAUCAAAGAUUUCAUCGUAGCUCAACUCAACAGUCUUCACCAGACCAACCAUCAUCCCCUCACUUCCAAAGAUCAAUGGCCCAAAGGAACUAUCAGUUGAAAGAUGAAGACUUUCCACCCUUGAUUUUCCAAAAUCCAGGACAAGAUGGUGGGAAGAUCUGUAAUGAGAAAUACUCCCAUUACCAUGCUCCAAUGUUUGCACCACAAGCAUAGGAGGUCGGGGGUUCUGAUGGUUGGGUUGGUGAAGGGAUUCUGCUGGCUUCUUUGGUACACUAGGAACUCGGUUUCCUGGCUGUUCUUGCUCCAAGAGUGGAGUAUUGGUGAACUAGCCAAAGAUCAUAACAUGAAGGUUUGGAAAUCUCCAUUUUCAGUAGCAAAUGUGACGGUUGAAAGAAGCAGCAGGUUGAGGCAGUCGGGGAGUUGCAAUUUCUUAGGGUCUGACAUACUGUAAGUCUGUAACUUAGUUGAAGUAGCUGUAGAAACUGAGUUAAGGGCUUAUCUUUCGCCCUGUCGAGAUCAGUUUUCCAUUUUUACACACUGUAUUUGGAGGGGGUUCUUGAUAAAACUCAUUUUAUACUUGUUUUCCUUUAGUUAGAUUUGCUAAAAACAGUGUAGCAACAUCACCCUCAUAGUUUAAAUAGCAGUUAGAAGUUCUUGAUACUGUUAUCCUUGUUCAAAGUUUUACUCAGUGUUGUACCUGAUUCAUAAAUUAGGUUACGGGGAUUGGGGGUUCCCCAUCGUAUAUUUUAGGAGUAUACAAUUUUUUUUUUAUAAAUAAAUAUAAACAUUCAAAAAAAUCUUAAAUCAACAAAAA